This is a messenger RNA of Symbiodinium pilosum, 762 nucleotides long. NCBI's taxonomy places the organism in Eukaryota, Dinophyceae, Suessiales, Symbiodiniaceae. The record is from the annotation of a GenBank genome assembly.
AUGGGGCGCUCUCGUAGUGCGGCGUUGGCUGGUGUUGCGGCAGGUCUUGGCGGGCUUGUCCUCAGCUCGCAGGAGUCCUUCGUAUCCGCCCCUGCGCCCACACGAACACAACAGAGCCGCCCACAAGCUGUUCAGACAGCACAGGGGUCUGUGGGAUUUUCAGGAGCUGUCCUUCCGGCUGUUUGUGGUGGAGCCCUGGCCAUAGCCGCCGGCCGAUCGCGUCGUCGAGGCCAUGGACUGCUGCCAAACUCAGCGCCAGCGAGCAUGGUAGCAAGGCCUGCCCUGGAUCAGUCCAGUCGCUAUGCGGAUCUGUCAUUGAGCGAGGAGGACCUUGUUAGAAAUGGCAAGCACGUACUAGUGGCCUACAUCAUGAAGCCCAAGGCAGGCUAUGACUACCUGGCAACUGCUGCCCACUUCGCUGCAGAAUCAUCCACGGGAACCAAUGUGAAUGUGUGCACCACGGAUGAUUUCACCAAGUCCGUUGAUGCCUUGGUGUAUUACAUUGACCCAGACAGUGAGGAGAUGAAGAUCGCGUACCCCACGUUGCUCUUCGACCGCAACAUCAUCGAUGGCCGCGGCAUGAUGUGCUCCUUCUUGACCCUGGCCAUUGGCAACAACCAGGGUAUGGGUGAUGUUGAGUACGGCAAGAUUUACGACUUCUAUUUGCCUCCCUCCUUCCUCCGCCUUUACGACGGCCCUGCCGUUAACGUGGAGGACAUGUGGCGCAUCCUGGGCAAGGGAACCAGCAACGGAGGUCUUGUG